Messenger RNA from Clupea harengus (Atlantic herring), 2468 nucleotides. RefSeq lists its product as uncharacterized. Bases 1113 to 2351 code for a protein of 412 amino acids. The transcript has 3 exons. Lineage: Eukaryota; Metazoa; Chordata; Actinopteri; Clupeiformes; Clupeidae. The record is from RefSeq and is a predicted model, not a curated record.
UUUUUUUUUUAAUUCCCAGCACAGAAAUAUUCCUUUAUUAUUUAUUAAUGAUAUGCAAUUGUGACAGCACUGGAAAUGAUACUGAAGUAUCCCUUUGGGCCCUUGAACUGCUGGGGCUAGAAGUGGUAUAUGUGCUUUGUGCUGAUCAGAGGCUGGGCUAGAACAGAGGCCAAAGGAACUCUCCUUUGAGAGCUGAGAUCAGGUUCAGAGCCAGGCCUCCCUGGUGAUGCUAGCAGUACAAAUUUAGCAGGCCUAUUAAAAGGCCUUGCACAAGCUUGCUGAUAUUCCUUGUGUGAGGCAGGGGGACACAAGUGAGAAUACACCCUCAAAUUCAGCCAGAUUAAGAACCUACUUGGCAGCAAAAUGUAUGGUGGCAUUUUAGAUUUUCUUGAUCAAGCAAUUGAUGUGUCAAGCAUUUAAACGGCACUUACAUUUCCAUUAUUGACUUUUAUCUACUGAGGUCCAUAGUUAUAAAAGGUCACCAUAGAACUAAAAAUAAAGGUUGUCUUUGCCGUGUGCAUUCAUGCUGAUGUGAAGAUAAAAAGCACUUGUGCUGUUGAUGAAAUAUCAGGUCAACGCCAGUGUAAAUGCAGGUAAGGAGACACUGUCAUCUGACAGCUGGCUCUCCAGGGACCAGAGGCAUUGUGGGUGCUUAACUCACUGGUGGUGUUCAUUUCAUCAGUGAAUUAUUCAACGGUAUACUGUGGCAACUGCUGUUCAUACCAAGCAGUGCAAGUGCCAUCUUAGAUAUGCAUUAUGAUGCUGUAAUCUAUUGUAAAGCAAAACAAAAGACAUAAACUACUGUUAGUUCAGCAUGGACAAAGAUACUGCAGUGGAUCAGCUGGUAUUUCACUGAAAAAGUAUGUUCCCGAAUUAUCCCAAUAUUUCAUUUGUUUUGAAAGGUGUUCCACAUAUGCAGCAGGCAAACGGUUACAAUCAAAUUCAAAAGUGAUGUCAGCUACAAUAGAUGAUGGGAAAUUGAUUGACUGGUCUGUGUAACUGGAGCCUUGAGCUCCUGGUCAUUAAUAGGGUCCAUGUUUUCAACACGGGGCAGACAGACCUGCCCACCAGCAGACACACACUGCACCAGUGGAGGAGAGGGGGCAUAAGGGAUGACAGCACUGAACUUGCUGCAGAUGCAGGAACCGAACGCGUUGGGAAAGGCGGGAGACGACAUGGAGGAGAUGUACAGCAUUAGCUCUGUCAGUCCAUGUCCUGUAGAGGAGUCUCAGCCUAACGGAGUCGUCGGAGCGGGAGAGACCACCACCAAGCUGCCAGCAUGUCUCUCCCAGGAGAACCUAAACAACUUGCCUCUCCACAUCUCGCCUUUAGAGGCCAUCCGAGAGCUGGACGAGGCUGAGGAGGCUUUGUCUGGUCUGCGCAGUCCAGGAGAUGGAGCGGUGAGGGCUAAAGAUCAGCUCGGGACCAGGGAGGAGUCGCCACUACAUUCCACAGAGAGGGAAACGGAUGAACCGGCUUUCGAGGAUAGUGAAGGAGACGAUGCUCCCGGGUCUGUUACGGUGAAGACCUUAAGAUCCAUAAUCACAAGCGAGGACGGGGUCAACCUGGACACUCCACAGACAGAAACCUGUAGUUCCCCUCAUGACAUCUCUGAUCUAGGUUGCCUUCGAGAUGAUUCACCAAAACAUACCUCGCAGAAAUGGCUUGGAUCAGGAGGGAAGCACAAAGGAAUGCUGGGAACCAACUCCACUUUAGAACGGACAAUUGUUAUCAUUGGAUCUGAACUGACUGAAACUGGAUCAUCUGUCACCUCUCUACAGAUGGACCCGAAGGAGAGACGCAUGCACACACACAUGGGUGUUACAGGAAGCGGUGAGCUGAGGAACUCUACAGGUAGCGUCUCUGAUUUAGAGGAGAAUACACCUGAGGACCCAACCCAAGGUGAUGUGUGCAGCAGCAGCACAAGGGCUUCUACACCGGAGGCAUGUAACAGUACUCUCAUUGACAUCCUCACUGCGUGUCAAACCAAAGUGGAGCAUCUGGAACGGCUCAAAUGCUCCUCUUUCGAGCUGACGAUCCAGCUCCAGUCUGCGCAGGCACUGGCGACCCAUCUCCAGCAGCAGGUGGUGGGGUUGGAGCAGGAGCGCUGCAGCCGGCAGGAGGAGGUGCAGGGGCUCCAGGAGCAGCUGCAGGAGGCGCAGAGAGCUCUGCAGGAGAAGAGCACACAGACGGCCCGCAUUAGCGAGGAGCUGCGGCUGCUUCACCUGCAGCGGGAGGAGAGGACAAGCGCCUCCGGGUCCUCUGGGGUCCAGGAGCCCCCGAAUGGCCAUGCGCUCACGCUGUCUGCUGGGGCGGACCAUGGCCCCUCACGAGUAUGCACACUGCUCUGAUAGUGGGGGGACCAUGGCCCCUCACGAGUAUGCACACUGCUCUGAUAGUGGGGCGGACCAUCGCCCCUCACGAGUAUGCACACCGCUCUGAUAGUGGGGGGACCAUGGGCCUCACGA